UUCAGUUGCAAAUCAGAAACAAAGACGUUACACAGCCUUAAUUGCACCAUGAAAUUAAAAAUAAUCUGUUUCGUGGUGACUAUGACUUGCGCUGUUCUCGGAAAAGAAGAUGAAGUUACAUUACUGUUCGUGGGAGAUAUUUCCUUUGCUGACCCCAUCAAAUACUAUGUUGACCACAAGUACCAUACGUACAAUGAUACUUUCAAUGACGUGGCUCCUUUCAUCAGAGAAGCGGACAUUUCAGUUGGUAAUUUUGAGUCGCCAUUUGCCAACCAACAUGUUCUUACUCACCUUUACCGAGGAAGAAAAACAGUUUUGCUAUAUGCCAUUCCUAAAGCUGCAUCAGCGCUCAGGUUUGCAGGAUUUGAUGCCGUGACUAUUGCCAACAAUCACUUGAACGAUUUAGGUGGUGUAGGAGCCAAUUUUACCACUAAAGUCCUGGAAAAGACGGGUAUAAAGUAUUUUGGAAUAAGUUUCGGAAAAUAUGACUCCUCUCAGGAACCUCUCAUUAUUAAAAGAGACAGAAUCACUAUCGCAUUCCUCGGUUAUUGUGCAACGCCCUCCUUAAAGAAAAACUGCAGCGAACUGAGGAAGUUGUUCAGCUCGGGUCCCGCCAUUUAUGAAGAUGAUAUCGCUACUAGAGACAUCAGGAGGCUAAAGAAGGUUUAA
Molecule: messenger RNA, 669 nt
Organism: Pocillopora verrucosa
Lineage: Eukaryota; Metazoa; Cnidaria; Anthozoa; Scleractinia; Pocilloporidae
Source: RefSeq, a predicted model, not a curated record